Pedinophyceae sp. YPF-701 is the source of this 2115-nucleotide messenger RNA. Lineage: Eukaryota; Viridiplantae; Chlorophyta; Pedinophyceae. The record is from the annotation of a GenBank genome assembly.
AUGGCGUUUGAGGGGUCCGCGCGCGUGCUUGCGGCCGCGGCUGAGGUGGCGAAGUCGGAGCCCGCGGACGACAAGAUAGUCAGCGCCCAGAUACUGAUCCUCUGGGUCCUCUUGCUGGUGUGCGUCAUCGUCGCCUACUUCAUCAAGCGCUACCGAGUGACGGCGAUCACGCCCUCCGCAGCCGCGCUCCUCAUCGGCAUCCUGUUCGGCGCAGCGCUGCGUGCUGCUCCGAAACUGCAGGACUUGGCGGAGGGCCUCCGGUUCGACGCCCAGAUCUUCUUCUACGGGCUGCUCCCGCCGAUCGUCUUCGGCGCGGGCUUCAACCUCAAGAAGCGCUCGUUCUUCCGCAACGGGUUCGAGAUUCUGUGUCUGGCCGUGCCGGGCACCUGCAUCUCCGCGCUCCUCUUCGGCGCCUCCACCAUGGCGCUCAGCAAGGUCGGCGCCAUCGACCAGGCGCUCCUCGGCAAGAAGCCGUACGUCACGUCCAUGAUCUACGGCGCCCUCAUGGCGGCGACGGACCCCGUGGCGACGCUCUCGGUCUUCGACGGCGUGGCCGUCCCGAGCACGCUGUACAGCCUCGUCUUCGGCGAGGCCGUCCUGAACGACGCCGUCGCGCUCGUGCUCUUCAAGGCCUUCGUGGAGUACUACAGACUCCCCCCGGAGGAGUCCGAGAUCUCCGGGUGGGCCUCGCUGGCCAAGGACGGCCUCGACAUCGCGGCGCGCAGCGUGGGGAUCAUGCUCGGGUCCUUCGCGGUCGGCGUCACCAUCUCCCUCGCCGCCGCGCUCCUGCUCCGCCGCCUAGCCAUGUCGCGCGCCGAGUACGAGAUGGACGGCUCCAUGUACGAGGCCUGUCUCGUCGCGCUGAGCGGCUACAUGGUGUACCUCGCCGCGGAGGCGCUCGAGCUGUCCGGCAUCGUGGCGCUGUUCUUCGCCGGCGUCGUGCACUCGCACUACACCUACUACUCGCUCCACGCGGACGCCGCGGUCACGCUGCGCCGCAUGGUCGACUCCGGCGCCUUCCUGUGCGAGAUCUUCGUCUUCGGGUACAUGGGCACGCAGCUCGUCGGCGUCCGGCACGUGUGGGACAUCGGCCUUGUCGCCAGCGUCAUCCCGCUGUGCCUGCUGACGCGCGCGGCGAACGUCGUCCCCAUGACGGCGCUCGCGCAGUGGGCUACGAAGCGCUGGCUCCCGGCGAACAUCCGCGUCAUGCAGUGGGCGUCGGGGCUGCGCGGCGCCAUGGCGUAUGGCAUGGCGGUCAACAUGCCCAGUUUCGACCCCUACCACUCCGACGAACGCACCGCGAACCCCGCGAUCGAGAGCACCGUGCUCUUCGCCGCCGUGUUCAGCACGCUCGUGUUCGGGUCCGCCACGCGCCCGCUCCUCAACCUGCUGGGACUCAACCUAGACCACAGGGACGUGCGGCCCGCGGGGGCGCGCCCGCGGCCGACGGGCGACGCGCCGUCGGAGCGCGGGCGGCCCGGGGGCGCGGACCGCGUCAGCGACCGCAGGAGCCUCUCGCCCGUCUCGCGCGACUCCACGCUCACCCGCGGCGCCGCCGUCUCCGCGCACGGCCCCGCGCCGCCGCGCAGCAAGCCGCCGCGCCGCAAGACCCGCGGCCUCCUCCUCUGGUGGCGCAACAUCGACGAGAAGGCCAUGAAGCCCCUCUUCGGAGGCCUCCCACGCAAGUCCGGCAACCCCGCCGCGGCCGCCGCCGUCGCCGCGGGCCAGGCGCCGCCGCCCGUGCGGCCCCCGAUCCGUUCGUUCCUCUCCUUCCGCCGCGAGCUCGGCGCCGCGCUGCUCGGCCGCGUGUCGACCUCCGUCGACGCCCCCGCGGACGCGCGCCCGUCGGUCAGCACGGAGCCGACCCCGCGGCCCGCGCCGCAGCGGGAGGUGUCGUGGCGGCACGGUCCGCACUACCACGACGCGGGCGGGUGCUUCCCCGAGGCGGAGUCGGAGUCGGACGACGACGAGGUGGCGGGCGACGCGCGACAGGGCGCCGGGGGGUACACGAUGUCCGCGGUGAUCGAGGGCGACGAGGAGGCCGGGGAGGGGCUGGGCGAGGGGCUGCGCGAGGCGCUGCUGCGGGGCGGGGGCGCGGGCCCGGGCCCGGCGUGA